Camellia sinensis is the source of this 1940-nucleotide messenger RNA. RefSeq names its product protein BYPASS1-LIKE. The record is from RefSeq and is a predicted model, not a curated record. Lineage: Eukaryota; Viridiplantae; Streptophyta; Magnoliopsida; Ericales; Theaceae.
GUUCCAUGCUCUUCCUACACCCCUCCCGCUCCACUUUCUCUCUCUUCACUCUCCAAUUUUGGAUACCGUUUGAAUUCCCAUGUUUUUCGUGAAAUCUAGAGGUUGAUUUUCACAGUAUUUGAGCCUCAACUCAUUUGCAUUCUCUGGGUUUUAUUUCUUCUCAAUUUUGGAUAAUCUUGUGUGUUUUUGUCACUCUCUUGAGUCCAAUUGGGUUGUUUGUUCUCUGUUUGGGUUUGUUUUGAUUUUUGAUUCAUUGUGGUUUUGUCAUUCUUGAGUCCAAUUGGGUUGUUCUGAUUCUGGGUUUGUUGUCCAUUUUCACCCAAUUCUUUUUUGAGUCCAAUUGGGUUGAUCUGUUUCUGGGUUUGGUUUUUUGUCCUAGGGUUUUCAAUUCUGGAGUAGUAAUUUGAUUGAUGUCACUCUCUCCAUUUUCAACUCUCCUUGAAUGAAAUUGGGUUCUUUUCGUUUUUGGUUUUAAUAAUCGAUCGAUACAUACAUAUACAAAUCUAUUGCUGGUGUCUGUUUACUUGUCUAUGUGAGAAAUGCCAGCAACAGAUUAUCAAGGUUCAUCUUCUUCCUUAUCGAAUCUGGGUCGCUCGAUUCUGAGUAUUCGGCGCGAUCAAGUUCAUUCCAUGGAAACAAUCCAUGACUCUACGAGCCAAGAGUUCGAGCUCGAGUCGUUUCAGAGACAGGUCGCUGACCAAUUCUACGAUCUAUCAUCUAUUGGAUCAGAUGGGUUGCUCUCAAUUUCAUGGAUUCGUAAACUCCUCGAUGUGUUUCUCUGUUGCCACGAGGAAUUCAGAAUGGUCUUGUUCAAGAACAAACCUUACAUGAAUAGAGCUCCAAUGGAUCGAUUACUCUCUGAGUUUUUUGAGAGAAAUGUCAAGGCUCUUGAUGUGUGCAAUGCGAUUCGUGAUGGGGUUGAGCAAAUCAGACAAUGGCAGAAACAAUUGGAGAUUGUUUUGUGUGCAUUGGACAAUCAAAGGAGUCUUGGGGAAGGCCAGUUUCGUCGCUCGAAAAAGGCCUUGAUUGAUUUGGCAAUUGGGAUGCUUGAUGACAAGGAAUCAAAUGCCAAUGUUGCUCAUAGAAACCGGUCUUUCGGGCGAACCAAUAUCCCAAAAGAUAACAGAUCAUUGGGUCAUUUUCGAUCAUUGUCGUGGAGCGUUUCACGGUCUUGGUCAGCUGCCAGGCAGCUACAGGCUAUCGGGGCAAACUUAGCUGCCCCGAAAACCAAUGAAAUCGCGGCCACCAAUGGACUCGCGGUUGCUGUGUUCACGAUGAAUUGUGUCCUUUUUUUUGUAAUGUGGGCAUUGGUGGCCGCAAUCCCAUGCCAGGACCGUGGUCUCCAAACCCAUUUUUACAUACCAAGGCAGUUUGUUUGGGCGGUUCCAAUGCUCUCACUUCACGAGAGGAUUUUGGAGGAAUCAAAGAAGCGGGAGCGUAGAAAUGCUUGUGGGUUGUUGAAGGAGAUUCAUCAAAUUCAGAUAUGUGCGCGGCACAUGAAUGAAUUGACCGACUCGGUUCAGUUCCCAUUGACGGCGGUUAAGGAAGGAGAGGUGAGACAGAGAGUGCAGGAGCUAAGGCAAGUUUUUGAAGCGGUGAAGGACGAAUUGGACCCGUUGGAACGACAGGUGAGGGAAGUUUUUCAUAGGAUUGUGCGUAGCCGAACAGAGGGUCUUGAUUUGUUUAGUAGGGGAAACCAUCCUGAGUGAUUUUGUAUGGGUUUCGUUGCCUGUUGGCACGCUAUGUAAACAAUGCGGACGGAUGCGUUCCGAAAAAGAACGAUUCUGAGGCAAUGUGCCAACAGAAUAAGGGGUUUAAGGAAGUAAAGUUUUUGUUUUUAUCAGGAUAUAUAUAUUUUGUAUAUGAAUUGGAUCUUCCAGGUCCAUGGUUGCUUUGAUCAGAUUGGUGUUGCCAAUGUAAAAUCAAAAUUUCAGAGUAAA